This is a messenger RNA of Drosophila miranda, 969 nucleotides long. RefSeq names its product antigen 5 like allergen Cul n 1. Bases 28 to 936 code for a protein of 302 amino acids. NCBI's taxonomy places the organism in Eukaryota, Metazoa, Arthropoda, Insecta, Diptera, Drosophilidae. The record is from RefSeq and is a predicted model, not a curated record. The transcript is spliced from 2 exons.
UAGCUCAGUUGCUUGUGGACCGUCGAGAUGCCGAGAUUAUCGAGCAAGUGCAGUGUCGCCGCCGCCGCCGCCGCAGUGCUCCUCAUCUUAGUGGGAUCGAGGCUUAGUGGAUUAGAGGCAGCCACAGCCCCUGGCACAGGCAAAGGUGGAGGAGGAUACUGUGCUCCAUCGCUCUGCCAGCUGUACAAUGGCAGUCAUGUGGUGCAAGUGCCGCAUACGGCGUGCGGCAACAACGGCAGCUUUGGCGCCCAAUGCGGCAACGACCCAAAGAUACUGGCCAUGAACGAUCGAAGACGCCAGCUACUGCUGGACAUGCACAAUCUGGCCCGCUCGAAGAUUGCCAGCGGAGAGCUAGCUGGCUACCAGAGUGCCACACACAUGCCGCUGCUGCGGUGGGAUGCAGAGCUGGAGCAGAUGGCCGGAUUGCAUGCAAAGCGCUGCCAAUUCGCGCACGACAAGUGCCGGAAUACGCCGCGGUUCCAGUUCAGUGGCCAGAAUAUCGGAUACUUUUGGAUUGGACGCGAGUUUAAGUCGCAUUCGAGGCGCAUGAAGUCCUUUGUGCUUAACUGGUUCAGGGAGUACCUGGAUGCGAAUCAGACCUUCAUUGACAGCUAUCGCCCGCAUCCGCAGGGCAAGAAGAUCGGUCACUUUACCCUGCUCGUCUCGGACCGUGUGCAUCGCGUUGGCUGUGCCGCUGUCCGGUUCCUCGAGCCCCAGGCCAGCAGAUACCAGUUCAUGCUCACCUGCAACUAUGACUACAACAACAUCUACAAUGAGCCCAUCUACCAGUCGGGUCCGGCGGCCUCUAAGUGCAUCCAGCAUCAAGUGAGCGACAAGUUCCCUGCUCUGUGCGAUUGGCGGGAUGCCGCCUACGACUACGACAGCGACGAGAGCGCCGAGGAUGGCAACACGCUCGACAACAACAUACCUCUCUAAGACACCGCCCCGCCCCCCCCCCCCCCCCCCCCC